AGGCUUUUAAACAUUUAAGAUUAAAAAAAAAAAAAAACAAGAAAUUUGUAGCUUUGGUUGAAGGGUGGCAACUGGCAAUAAUGGCAUUCGUCAAAACAGCUCAACUAAGCACCAUUCUUCUUUUGUGCUUAGCUCUUGCCUGUUGCGAGGGCAUCAUGGGUCCAUUUAAUGCAGCAGAGGCUCUAGCCAAAGCCAGAGAUGCUGCUAUCGGCAAAGUAGGCCCUGAUGUAAAAACGUUUAAUGUAUUAGAAUAUGGUGCAAAGGCUGAUGGAAAGGGUGAUAGUUCAAUUAAUUUUAUCAGGACCUUCAAGGCUGCAUGCAAUUUCCAUGGAAAUGCUAUGAUGGUCAUCCCUGAGGGGAACUUCUUAAUAGGACCGGUCAUAUUUUCGGGACCCUGCUUUAAUCCAUCUCCCCUAAUUAUUCAAGCUAAUGGAAUAGUUAAAGCACAAUCUGAUAUUUCCUACUAUGGCGGUGGAGCAGAUGGUACAGAUUGGAUCACAGUCCAAGGCAUUGACGGCUUGAUUCUCACUGGACAUGGUACUUUCCAUGGCCAAGGUGCCGAGGUAUGGAAGUACAAUAACUGUGCCAAGAAAUCUAGCUGCGUCCGUUUGCCUGCUACUAUGAAGUUCCUUAGGGUAAACAAUGCAAUCAUCCGUGGCAUAACAUCCAUUGACCCCAAAGGGUUCCACAUCAUGAUCAGCUGGAGCCAAAACUUCAGGAUCUUCAACCUUAAUUUACAAGCCCCUGCAGAUAGCCCCAACACUGAUGGCAUUCACAUGAGCAAAUCUAACCUAGUGAAAAUAUCCAAAAGUGUCAUUCGCACAGGCGAUGAUUGCGUCUCUAUGAUCCAAGGAUCCACCAACAUCAGCAUCAAGAAAGUAUUUUGCGGCCCUGGCCAUGGUUUCAGUAUCGGUAGCCUUGGCCACUACGAUGCUGAGUCUGAUGUUAGAGGGAUCAUCGUGAGGAACUGCUCACUGACAGACACAGAAAAUGGAGUUAGAAUCAAAACAUACAAAACUGCAUCCCCAAGUAAAGCUUCAGGCAUGGUUUUCCGAGACCUAAUCAUGACCCGAGUUAGGAACCCCAUCUUCAUCGAUCAAGAAUAUGGAAACAAGAGAAGCAGUCAGCCAUCAAAAGUAAGCAUCAGCGAUAUUCACUACAUAAACAUCAAGGGAACUACAACUAGCAAAGUUGCAGUCCAACUAAUUUGCAGCGCAUCAAAUCCAUGCCAGGGGAUUCGGAUAAACAAUGUCAACUUGCAGUACGUUGGUCUUCCAAAUGACAAGGAGCGUUUCAGUUCUAACUGUACUAACGCGAAGGUUGUCUACAUUGGCUUCCAAAGCCCUCCCCCUUGCCGUUAAGCGCUUACAGUUGAAACGGCAAUUCUUUUCCAUCUGAACGAAGGAAAUUGGUCUGGUAUGCCGGAAAGAGAAUGACCGCA
Messenger RNA from Durio zibethinus, 1441 nucleotides. Its product is annotated as exopolygalacturonase-like. Gene Ontology annotation, molecular function: polygalacturonase activity. The record is from RefSeq and is a predicted model, not a curated record. Lineage: Eukaryota; Viridiplantae; Streptophyta; Magnoliopsida; Malvales; Malvaceae. Gene Ontology annotation, biological process: carbohydrate metabolic process.